Messenger RNA from Psylliodes chrysocephalus, 1809 nucleotides. Lineage: Eukaryota; Metazoa; Arthropoda; Insecta; Coleoptera; Chrysomelidae. The record is from the annotation of a GenBank genome assembly.
CAGAAAUGAAAAGGUGGCACUAGUCCAAUUUAUAUUUCCAAUAUAACUAUCCUAUAUAAAGUUAGAUAUCACAUUUAAAAAGUACAUUAACUGAUAUUUUCUCUAGAAGUUCAUCAUGGAACAAGCAGAUACAGAAAAAGAGAAAAAACCAGAUGAGACUCAACAGCAGCUAAGUCCAAAUGCUUUGAAAGUUGCUGCUGCUGAUUGCUUAAAUAGCUGGAUACACUAUCUGCAGAUGCUCAAUAAUAUGUGUGCAGCUGGACUGCGCCUCUCUCAAUCGCUCACCAACCUGUCUCAAAUGCAAAAUAUACCAUUAGCUUUACAGUGCCAAUCCAGUUGGGAAGAACUUUCUAAAUCGACAGUUGUAGCAAGCAAUUCUGUGAAAACCCAUAUCGCCAAUGCCAUGCAGGACAUGAGCAUCGGUGAAACAUUCACUGAAGGUGACGCCCAACGUCAGCAAGAGCACAAUCAGCAAAUCAUCACUGAGAAUUUGAUGGCCUUUAUUAAUUUGCAAUACCAAUUUUCUAUAGCUGGCUGUGAAAAUUUCGGGUCCAUGGCUAUGUGUCCACUGUGUCAAACCGCACCAGGCGGAAUUCAUAGUUCUGAAUGUAGUUUAGCUGCCCUACAACAAUGCUUCAACAGAAUGUAUGCUCAAGAAUCGUCAUCUCAACGAUCUAGUCCACAUUUACCGACAGAACAUCCCGCUGACAGUCCCAAAAGUCAAGAAUUUCCAAGAAGCGACGUUCCUAGACAGCGUAGCCCGCUCGGUGAAACCAGAGAACAUUCGCCGCACACCGAGGGCGUUAUCAGAGGGCAGAGCCCUAUACACGUUUUUGGAGAGACUAGUCGGGGUAUCGGCCCUUUGGAAACGUUAAGAGGUCCAUUUCCUAUCCCGGGUCCUCUACAUACCAUGAAAUCGCCGUUUCCUGGACGGGGAUCGCGAUCGCCGUUACAUUUUCCUUUGUUUCCUCUCAACUGUCAACGGAGAUGGUCCGAGGCCGGUGUCGCUGAAGCUUCCGGAGAUAGCGGAGACGAAACGAGACGAAGAUGGUCUAUGCCUUGGGAUACGGCUUGGGGAGAGACCGUUGCUCAAGGCCAGCAAAGGUAUUUGCCGUCGAAGCUCGCCGUACCUUCUGGGUAUUCACAAGAAAAGAGUAGGAGUACCACGCCAGAAACUGUACCACCACUAACGCAUCCCCCUUUCGGAGGUCCUGGAAUCAUCCCCGGUACCGAGGGAUUAGCCGAAGCGAUCCAUCUUUUGUCAUGUCGACCGGCGCGAUGUUCGAUACCGCAAACGGCGGCGCCGCAUUACGUGUCCCAUUGGGCCGAGACCCAUGAAGAAAGGAUGCAUAGAAGGAUGAUGUAUCCUGGACCAGCCUCGCAAAGGGGAAACUGGCAAUCUGUUGAUGUACCUCACUCUAGUGGUAUGUCGGUGACGGAACAUUGCGACAUAUUUCCUUCUGGUUUACCAUUGACGUCUCGUAAGAGCAGCUCGUCGACUGAUUCUUCGUCUUGUUUAUCCAUUCAUAGUCGAUCUACUACUAGUUCAUCAGAAAGAGGGUCUGCAAGCGAAGCCAGUGGAAUUGAAGCCAUUAGACUUCACGCUAAUCUGUAUUCCAUGUGGAGUGGUAGCGAGCAUCUUCCUUUUAUCAGAUUGCCAGAAUCGCAAGAACCUCAAGAUGACAGCGACACUGAUGAUCCGCCUACAGAAAAGAGCAGUGGAUACUUUCCAAAACCCACUUAGGUAUCCAUAUACAAAUUUUACCUAUAAAAAAUAUUCGUUUUAUAUCGAUUUACUUUAUUCUUAGA